This is a messenger RNA of Aspergillus terreus NIH2624, 1257 nucleotides long. Its product is annotated as TVP38/TMEM64 family protein. Gene Ontology annotation, cellular component: Golgi membrane. The record is from RefSeq and is a predicted model, not a curated record. The transcript is spliced from 3 exons. NCBI's taxonomy places the organism in Eukaryota, Fungi, Ascomycota, Eurotiomycetes, Eurotiales, Aspergillaceae. Gene Ontology annotation, biological process: mitotic spindle elongation; vesicle-mediated transport. Bases 1 to 1257 code for a protein of 418 amino acids.
AUGCCGGCUGAUUAUACAUCAACCGCUCGAGCUCUGUCGCUCUCAACGUCACCUCCGCUCUCUUCGCCCACGUCCGAGGAUGGCAGCUAUCUCCCAUGGAGGCAUCUAGCACCAACAGGGCGGCGAGAUUCCAGCAGCCGCUCCAUCCGGGAGUCCAAUUCACUCCGACAUCAAGUCAUGAACCGCAUAAACAACGCAUCGCAGCGCAUUAUCAUGACGUGGCGGAGAAUGAACUUUUGGCAGAGGAUCGGCGCGGUGUUGGCCGCGAUUCUGGCCAACCUUCUGGGCAUUGGUUUCCUUGUCUUUACAGGCAAGGUAUUCAUCUGGCUGAAGCCCGUGGCCGAGCAAUGGGAGCAUAACCCAUUGGUUUUUUUUGUUCUCUGGCUAUGUGUGUUUUUUGUUUCCUUCCCUCCCUUGGUAGGUUGGUCCACUUUUGGGACCGUCGCUGGCUAUAUUUUUGGGGUAUGGAAAGGAUGGCUACUAUAUGCCUCCGCGACGGUGCUUGGGUCCACUGCCUCCUUCAUCGUCUCGCGAACUAUCCUAUCCAAAUUCGUCCAUCGCCUUAUGGAACGUGAUAAGAGAUUUGCCGCCCUCGCCUUGACACUAAAAUAUGAUGGGCUUAAGCUGCUGUGUAUGAUUCGACUGUGUCCUUUGCCGUACUCGGUGUGCAAUGGGGCAGUUUCGACUUUCCCGACAGUACAUCCGUUGACGUACGGACUUGCGACGGCGAUCAUCACACCCAAGCUCUUGGUGCCAGCCUUCAUUGGCAACCGACUCCGCGUUCUUUCUGAGAAAGGAGGAGAGAUGAGUGCAGGAUCGAAGGCCGUGAACAUCUGCAGCAUUAUUAUCACAAUUGCCAUUGGAAUUUUCACUGGCUGGUACAUUUAUAGACGGACAUUGGCUCGGGCCAAAGAGUUAGAAGCUCAGGAACGGGAGGGAAUACGUCAGUCCUUAGAAGCUGACCAUGCCGCCCAUCGUCCCCAUCAUGCCUUUUUCGAGGACCCGGAGGCCAAUAUCGCCGCCACCACAUUGGCCUGCGAUGAAGAGGAGCGCAUUGGGUUCCAUGACUUUGAUGACGACAAUGUGGAUCUUGUACUUGAUGACGAGAGCGGACGGGAGAUCUCCCCCAAGCGAACUGAUGGGCCGUAUCGCGACGAGUUUACUGACAACGAUUCUGAUGUGUUCAAAGACGGAGAUGGGACGGAUGGCGAGACGUAUACUUUACACACGCAUGUACGCCAGAACCCCCGGUCGUAG